Molecule: messenger RNA, 1628 nt
Organism: Danio rerio (zebrafish)
Lineage: Eukaryota; Metazoa; Chordata; Actinopteri; Cypriniformes; Danionidae
Source: RefSeq, marked predicted
GUGAGCACUAUAAAGUAUUCCAUUCAGGUCAGGUAGACGCUAGAAACUGAUAAUCUGGCUUCCGGAGGCACGAUGUCGCUCACUGUGAAAAACAUUUCUGUCAUUUACAAUCCUAUCAAUCAGAACAAUACUUUCACCAGCGGGGAUUAUAUAUCGGGACAAGUCAUUCUGGAUGUGGUGAAAGACACUCAAAUGCAGUCGCUGAGUGUGAAAAUUAAAGGGAAAGCAAAUGUUUGCUGGUCAGAGCAUUACGGUAAAACCACUGUUUGUUAUUCGGAUAAAGAAAAGUUUUAUUCGGUGGAGAGGUUUUUUGUUCGGACUGACACAAAACAAGGCACUGACCAUGAGAUGCUGAAGGAUCCAUCUGGACAGCCUUACUCUUCGGUGGUGGCCCCAGGUCGUCAUCUUUACCCUUUCACCUUUCAGUUGCCCUUACAGCACUUCCCAUCAUCCCUCAAAGGCUCAGUUGGAAAAGUUCUCUACACUUUGGAGACAAAACUAUGCCGAUCAUUGCGUGUGUCUAGCAAAGCCAAAGCAGAGUUUAACUAUGUUCCCAGUGCUGACAUUUCCAAUCCUGAGCUAAUGGCUCCUCAGUAUGGAACCAUAGAUAAACAAAUGAAGUUCUUCAACUCUGGGAAUGUCUCCAUGAACAUAAGCACUGAGAAAAUGGCAUACUAUCUUGGAGAGGGCUUAAAAGUUUUGGCCGAAAUUCACAAUGGCUCUUCCCGAAUAAUCAAGCCAAAGUACUGCCUGUAUGAAAAAUACAGUUUCUUUGCCAAAGGAAGGAGAAAAAUUCACACACAUGACCUUCUUAAAGAGGUGGGGGAAUCUGUUGAGCCAAACUCAAAGAAAACCAUCACCACGGUGCUGACCAUUCCUCCCAGCCUUACAGCCUCAAUCCUAAACUGUAGGAUCCUCAAGGUUGAGUACAGACUGAGGGUUUACCUGGAUGUGAAAUAUGCAUCAGAUCCAGAGAUCAAACUCCCAAUAGUGGUUCUUCCUCUUCAGCCUGUAUCAGGUGCAAAUGGCUCUACAAAAAGUGACUUUGGAAUUUGGAAUCAGCCACAGCCAGGCAGUGCAGGCCCCAACCCGCCUCCUACAGCUCCAUCAGCCCAAUCACAAAAUAUCGCUGGACCACCUGGUCAGCUUGGUGCUCCUGAUUACCCUGGACCUCCCGUUGGUCAGUUUUCACCUCCAAGUUACCCUGGACCUCCCCUGGAUCAAUUUGGGGCUCUUGCUUUUCCUGGACCUCCAGGUCAGUCCGCUCCCUCUUAUUACAGUGGAGCUCCGGGCCAGUUUGGUCCUUCAGUUACACAUCAGUCAAGCACAUCAGCUCCACCUCCAUAUCAGGAGUUUAAGCUUUAUCCACAGCUGCCAGAUCAGCCAGAAAAAUCUUGACAAAAUCAUUUUAGAAUCACCUCAUAGGCUCCUUUUAUUGUUGUGUUGUUUAAUAAAGUUUUAGUCGCACUGUAGUUUGGGGGACCAUUUCUCCCUUUUAAUGAACCAGUAACUAUGACUGGCGUAUUUGCUGAACGUCUGAUUUGAUGCUUAUUUAUAAUUUGGUUGGUAAUAAAUUUAGGCACAGGGUAGAAUUACAGGAUCUCAAAUGUGGUCAUGCAGAAUAAUAA